AUGGUGAACUACUGGCUGAUGAUCACUGCCGAGUUUGAGAACGUCGCCACUCUCCAGCCUCAGGGCGGUUGCGACGAUCCUUCUUUCACCUAUUUCUUCAAGGUUCCCUUUCAAACCUCCGGGGAGCUGACCGAUAAGGAAACUUGUGUUGCUUUGGAGAGAUCGGUUCAAAUUCCGGGUAGCAAGGGCACUGCUAAUCUUGUUCAGAAGUGCAAGUUUUGUGAGAGGGAAGGAACUGUGUCCUUGAUCCCGGGGAAAGGUAAACACUCACCCAGGAACUCAGUGAAGCUGGGAAGUAUACAGGAUUGAUGAUGUUCGAUUGCCGAGGUUACGAGCCUGUGGGAUUUCUCUUUGAGGGUGGAUGGAUGGUUGAAACAGUAAGUUCCAUUCUUUGACUUACUGUGCUGUCCCUUCUCCUAUUUCUGCU
Messenger RNA from Linum tenue, 427 nucleotides. The record is from the annotation of a GenBank genome assembly. NCBI's taxonomy places the organism in Eukaryota, Viridiplantae, Streptophyta, Magnoliopsida, Malpighiales, Linaceae.